GACAAGCACUAUUCCAAUUAUACCAACCGCAGCCGGCCCCCCCUCUCUCUCUCUCUAUGUAUAAAUAUAUAUAUAUAUUGAAGAGAUGUGUUAACAUAUUCUUACCUACACAUUCAACACUUCAAAGUAGCCAGAAUCAUCACUCCAAAACUCGUCCCAACUCAUUGAUCAAGAAAAGAUCAUGGGAAAAGCCAAGAUUCCCAUACUUCGUCUCCCUUUCCUCAACAAUGUCCAAAUUUGUCGUCCCAAGAAUCCAUUUUCCAUGGUUAAAGCCCCUCCUCCUCCGCCCACCAUCCCUGCCGACUAUUUUUCGCCAUUUAGCUCUACCAUUACACUCCCCAGCUUCGCCGAUCCUCCAUCCACCCCGGACAACCUAUCCAUGAUCAAACACAGGCCAUUGUUGACAAAGACCAGUGAAGUUUCAUCAAAACCUUACACUAAACAUGGGAUAAAAUCUCAAGUGGUUGAUGACUUGCCAUCACAUGAAUACUACUCCAAGACAAGAAAACCGGGGAAAUCCCGAUUCUCUAACUCCACAUUUCCGAGUGAUAAUCUCACAACCAAAACCGAUGUCCUGAAUCAUUUGAAUGGCUCAAAAGAUCCCUCGGAGAUUGUCUCGGAGGAUGAGCCCCUAAACAGAACCCGGAGAUCAUCAAAGCCAAGAAGGUUUAGAUCCCGGAGAUUCAAAGGGUUCGGCUCAAAAGAUUGGGAUGAGGAGACAAAGACAGCACCAGAGCCAAACAGAGUCGAGAAACAAAAACCUGUGUCCCGGCGGGCGACUUCAAGAACAGUAGACAAGAGUGUGAGCCGCGACGAAAGCUUUGUCGUGGUGAAGAGGUCGGAUGAUCCCUACAAGGAUUUCAAGAAGUCGAUGCUUGAUAUGAUCAUAGAGAGACGGAUGUUCGAUCCAAAAGACCUCGAACAGCUCCUGAUGAGCUUCUUGUCUCUCAAUUCAACACAGUAUCACAGAGUUAUUCUGCAAGCCUUUGCCGAGAUUCUCAAUGAAGCGUUCUCCAGCUCGUCGCGUCGAGAGAGAUGAUUCUAUCCUGUUGCAUAUUUUUCUUCCAGUUCCUACAUUCUGGGCUCAGAUUGAUCUAAUGUAGUGAUGUGCUUGUGACUACCAAGAAGUGCAUUAU
Andrographis paniculata is the source of this 1136-nucleotide messenger RNA. RefSeq names its product transcription repressor OFP4-like. The record is from RefSeq and is a predicted model, not a curated record. The transcript has a single exon. The coding region runs from base 182 to 1039 and encodes 285 amino acids. Gene Ontology annotation, biological process: negative regulation of DNA-templated transcription. Lineage: Eukaryota; Viridiplantae; Streptophyta; Magnoliopsida; Lamiales; Acanthaceae.